ACUAGGGCGUAAUCUCUUUCAACAUCCUUUUGGUUAAGGGAAUCAUGACAAGGCUUCUUAGUGAAAGCUGAUCCCUUCAUGUCUAAUACUCUCUUAGGACCAUGGCUAUGGAAUCAUGGGAAGCCAAGAUAAUAUCCCUAGCGAUACUGCUGAUACUUACUAUAGUCUUUGGUUUUAUACCCAGAGCUCUCAAAGUAUCGGGAAAUGAGAAAUACAUCAGUGUCGCUAACUGUAUUGCAGGAGGAGUGUUGAUGGGCACGACCCUACUUCACCUGUUACCAGAAGUGAUGGAGGAUGUGGAGAAAGGACUCAAACAGAAUGAUAUAAAGUUGGAUUACCCAAUAGCUACCCUAACUGUGGGGUUGGGUUUCUUGCUGAUUGUUUUUGUGGAGAUGUUAGCUCAUACCAUCCAGGAUUGGAUGGCGACAAGGGACUCUCUAAAAACCUUCUGCUGUAACUCCAACACGGUACAAGAUGAGGAGGGCAACGAAGAGCAGCUUCACAUUCCUGAUAGUUUCGUCGAGGACGAGAUAAACAUUUUUGAUAGUAUGGAGCGUGUGAGACGGUUCACACGUGCAAGUAGCAGGGGUAGUAUGGAGAGGGCUGCAGGGAACAAAGUCAGGACUAGAUCCGCGAGGAAGUACUCCGACUCGGAGAAGAAGCCUCUACUCAACAACUCAGUUCAAAACUCAAGACGAGCUGCUAACGUAUACGUGAACCCGGAAGAGAACGCCGGUCACAGUCACGGUGACACUCACAGUCACGACGGAAUUGCGCACGCGCAUGGUUCCGGACAUGCGCACGACCACGGACCUCCGACUGAGUUCAAAGGCUUUGGCAGUAUACUGCUCCUCUUUGCUUUAUCCGUACACUCAAUACUGGAGGGAAUGGCGGUUGGAUCCGAGAAAGACUGGCUGAUGGUGUUCACUCUGACCGGUGCUCUCUCACUCCACAAAGCUCUCCUUGCCUUCGCUCUCGGUGUGAAGAUUGUUGAAGAAUCACAAAGUCUGGAGACUCAUAUCCGAUCAGUCGCAUUCUUCGCAUUUUCCAGUCCUAUUGGUGUCGCCAUAGGAGUUGGAGUAGAAGUAUCCCACUCCGACAUGGCGGUGAAGACACUAGUUGAGGGGCUGAUACAAGCUGUAGCUACCGGCACAUUCCUUUACAUAGCAUUUGUUGAGAUAGUUACACCUGAACUCAAUAAGCCAGAUCUACCCCCGCUUUUAAAGGUACUAUUCCUCGCGUUAGGGUACGCUAUCAUGUGUGCUGUACAGUUCAUACCAGAAGGGGACGAAAAGAUAAUACCGAACAACAGUACCCUGGAUGUGGGUAUAACAGAACUGAUAACGGGCAUACCGAUAAAUUGAUGGUGACGUCAUAGUAUGAUUGGUGACGUCAUAGUUUUUUGGUGACGACUAAUAAUGUUUCAUGACGUCAUGGAAUGAAUAAUGACGUCAUGAUAUGAGUGAUGACGUAAUAAUAUGAGUGAUGGUGUCACGUAUGAAACAUGACGUCAUAGUAAAUUUGAUUAUUUCUUAAGUGUUUCUUAUCAGAAUUUUGUAAUGAACUUACUAGAUUGGUGAGUAAUAAUUGCCUUACGGCUAAUCCGAUUUCAAAGACUUCGCGAUUUGUAUUCUGUACUGUAGGUUCAGAUUUUCAAAGCCACACAUUUGUUCGCUAAUUUGUACGGAAAUGCUUGAAAUUCGUUUUUCUUGAUCAGUUUAAAACUUUAUUGACUAUGUAGGGGGAAAGAAAGUUUAUGUUUUACAUAAUUUGUUUCAGUGAACUUUAUUAGUUAGUCCGAAUUAUUUAAUUUUAAUUUUUGCUGAAAAUUAUCUCCGUGGUGUUAAUAUCUCAGUAUCUCCGCGGGAUUGUUCAUAUAUUAAGGUAAGCCAUUUCAUAUUUUUUUUCACAUACACUCCGUAAUCAGAAUGUGAGGCAUUUCUAAACCAGCCUCCCACGUAUCAGGAUAACGAUGUUAGUAAGUGUACUUUAAAAACUAUGUGCCAGAUUCAAUUGAAAAAAGCAAACUUUUACUAACGCCGUGUGUCAUUGCGCGUCAGUCAUUGCGCGUCACGACCGACACACGGCGUAAGUUACGCC
Bolinopsis microptera is the source of this 2100-nucleotide messenger RNA. RefSeq names its product protein zntC-like. The transcript has 10 exons. Gene Ontology annotation, molecular function: zinc ion transmembrane transporter activity. Gene Ontology annotation, cellular component: plasma membrane. The record is from RefSeq and is a predicted model, not a curated record. Lineage: Eukaryota; Metazoa; Ctenophora; Tentaculata; Lobata; Bolinopsidae. Gene Ontology annotation, biological process: zinc ion transmembrane transport. The coding region runs from base 102 to 1364 and encodes 420 amino acids.